Molecule: messenger RNA, 1091 nt
Organism: Brassica oleracea var. oleracea
Lineage: Eukaryota; Viridiplantae; Streptophyta; Magnoliopsida; Brassicales; Brassicaceae
Exons: 4
Coding region: 49-987 (312 amino acids)
Source: RefSeq, a predicted model, not a curated record
CUCUCUCUCGCUCAAGUGCAACAAGAAGCUUUCUCAUUCUAUUAAACAAUGACAUCCAUCCCUGGAUCUGAUAAUCUUAUAUGGAGUGACGAGCAAACACGGUUCUUUCUUCAACUAAGACUUGAUGAGAGUCUGAAAGGAAACAUAAGAAAGCAGAUGGUUAAUGAGGCUGGAAGACAGGUGAUCAUGGAUAAGUUCUAUGAGGCAUUUGGUAUAAAAAUUCCAUGGAGAAAAUUUGGGAUAAAGUACAAUACUUGCAAGAAGCAGUACGACUCUUUUAAGAAGUUGACUCGGAACAGAACGGGACUUGGUUUUACUUCAACUGGAUCCAUCAACAUGAGUGAGGACUGGUGGAAUGAGCGAUGCAAGAAGUGGCCUGGUGCUAGAAAAUUUAAAGACAAGCCGGUAGCAAACAUGGAUUUGAUGGAGAAGGUAUUUGGGACAGUUUAUAUUAGUGGAGGUGAAGGUUGGUCUGCUCAGCAAGGUGAAGAUGUUUUAGACACAAAGUACACAGAUCAUGAUGAUGAAGAUGAUGCUGAAUCAAGGUGUGAUGUCCCUACUCAAGAAGCUGUUGGAAAUGAAUCAAGGCGUGGUGUCCCUACUCAAGAAACUGAUGUCGCAUCUGAAUCAAGGAAUGUUGGCCCCUCUUCUUCUAGGUCAAAGGUUAAUAAAAAAAUAUCAAGGGCUGUACAAGCAGGACAAGCUGUGGCUGAUGUGAUUAGGGAGAGUGUUGAGUCUCGAGACAAGAUUCUUUCCUACAAGAAUCAUCUAAUAGAGAAUCAUCCCGAGUUUAGUUGUAGUCAACUUCGAGCCAUGGAGGUUCUUCACUCCUUGUCUGCUGUAAGGAUGUGGUCUCCUCUCUACAAAGCUUCAAUUAACCACCUCAAAGAAGAUGCUGCGAAUCGUCAGACUUUCUUGUUUUAUGGAGAUGAUGAGAACAGGGUUCUUUAUUUGGAGUUUGCAACUGGUGAAAGCAGAGAUCAUUGAGGAGUUGUUUAUGUUUUAUGUCUCUGUCUUAGUUUAGUAUGAACUCUAGAAUGAAUCAUGUUUUAGUGACUGUUUAUGACAAUAUUUUUAUGAGUUUCACCCUA